Molecule: messenger RNA, 691 nt
Organism: Vitrella brassicaformis
Lineage: Eukaryota; Vitrellaceae
Source: the annotation of a GenBank genome assembly
CAAACAAGAAGGUGAUGAAUGAAAAAGGCAGAUAUACACACAUCAACGCCUACGCAGCAUUUGUAUACAGACAGCGUCACAUCGAAGACAAUACAUCCGAAGCGGAAGGAACGGGCCAUCGAUGCACUCGCUCCUCCGCCUGCCGACUAUCCUAAUGCACUCACUGGCUACUCUCUCCGCUCCCCUCCGCCCCUCCACAGACAGCUCUCAUGUCGAUUGUGAGAGCACUAUGUCGGCCACCGCACUCAGCCACUGCCAGCCAUCCGGCACCUGAACACACACAGAUACAACCAGGAGGGCAACGGAAUCCAAACACUCAUCUGCACCCCUCCGCCCCCUGGCCCUUUCUGACCUGCAGUGUGUAGAUCUCCAAAUCGACACAUGUGAAGAGGUGGCUGGCAGCUAAGGUGGCCCGCCGUCCAUCACCGAUGAAGGUCCCCACGUAUGUCUUGUCGUCGGGCAGCUCAUCCCUCUCUACCCACUGGAGGCAGCGGCGGAGGUCGCCAGCCGGCCCACCCUUGCCAAUCCCCAGCCACAGGCGCCCGCAACCAAUGGCCACCUUGCCGCCCCCGCCCUUGUUGCCCACCACCGCCCCGUCUACGCCGGCGACCUCCACCCACUGCUCGUGCGGCACGGUGAUCUUGGUGAUGCCCGGCUCCUCAAAUGGACCACUGAUGGAGUAGAAGGUCAU